AUUAUUAGUGUAACGAAAAGCAGAUCCCACAACAACAACCGCACCUGCGCACCAACCCACUGAAAGCAACAAAGUGCCUGAUCGCUGACAUAAAACACUGCACCUCCGCCCCCUUUUCGAAUAAAGAGAGGAGCGAGAACAUUAAUCUCCGUGCAAUGGCGAUGUCAAUGGCGCUUCGCAGGCUCUCCUCUUCUUACGCUCGUCCUCUCUUCAAUGGCGGUUCCUAUUACAUGUCUACUUUGUCAAAUGAUGCUGUUUCAGAAACCAAUCGACAUCGUGUCAAUUGGAUAAAACAACUGAAUGAGCCGCUUGAAGUUAUUGAUCCUGAGAUUGCGGACAUCAUUGAGCUCGAAAAAGCUCGGCAAUGGAAGGGGCUUGAGCUCAUACCAUCCGAGAAUUUCACUUCUGUUUCUGUAAUGCAAGCUGUUGGGUCUGUUAUGACCAACAAAUACAGUGAAGGAUAUCCAGGGGCUAGAUAUUAUGGAGGAAACGAGUACAUUGAUAUGGCUGAGUCAUUGUGUCAGAAACGGGCACUGGAAGCAUUUGGGUUAGAUCCUGCAAACUGGGGAGUCAAUGUUCAGUCUUUAUCUGGUUCACCAGCCAACUUCCAAGCUUAUACUGCACUUUUGAAGCCCCACGAGAGAAUCAUGGCACUUGAUCUACCUCAUGGUGGGCAUCUUUCACACGGUUAUCAGACUGACACCAAGAAGAUAUCAGCUGUAUCCAUAUUUUUUGAAACCAUGCCUUAUAGACUGGAUGAGAAUACUGGCUAUAUUGAUUAUGACCAGCUAGAAAAGAGUGCUGCCCUUUUUAGGCCAAAAUUAAUAGUUGCUGGUGCAAGUGCUUAUGCACGUUUAUAUGAUUAUGCUCGUAUAAGAAAGGUUUGUAACAAGCAAAAAGCUAUUUUGUUAGCUGAUAUGGCGCACAUCAGUGGGUUGGUUGCUGCAGGUGUCAUUCCAUCUCCUUUUGAGUAUGCAGAUAUAGUGACAACUACAACACACAAGUCCCUCCGAGGGCCACGAGGAGCAAUGAUAUUUUUCAGGAAGGGUGUAAAGGAGAUAAACAAGAAAGGAGAGGAGGUAAAGUAUGAUUUUGAAGACAAAAUCAAUCAGGCCGUCUUUCCAGGACUUCAGGGUGGACCACACAAUCAUACUAUUUCUGGUUUAGCUGUUGCAUUGAAACAGGCAAUGACUCCAGAGUACAAAGCCUAUCAAGAGCAGGUGCUCAGUAACUGCUCCACAUUUGCCCAGAAACUGGCUGAGAAAGGGUAUGCCCUGGUUUCUGGUGGGACUGAUAAUCAUCUAGUCUUGGUGAAUCUGAGAGACAAGGGCAUUGAUGGAUCGCGAGUUGAAAAAGUUUUGGAAGCAGUUCAUAUUGCAGCUAACAAAAAUACAGUUCCUGGUGAUGUAUCAGCUAUGAUUCCGGGAGGCAUCCGUAUGGGAACCCCUGCUCUAACAUCUAGGGGGUUUAUGGAAGAGGAUUUUGCAAAGGUGGCUGAAUUCUUUGAUGCUGCUGUGAAGUUGGCAUUAAAGAUAAAAGCUGAUACUACAGGGACAAAGCUGAAGGAUUUUGUGGCGACCAUGCAUUCAAUUGACAAGUUUCAGUCCGAUAUCUCAAAGCUGUGUGAAGAAGUUGAGGAUUAUGCAAAACAAUUCCCCACAAUUGGUUUUGAGAAAGAGACGAUGAAAUACAAGGACUGAGACAUUGAUUAUGAAUGAAGUCUAAGAAUAUUGGUUGGCUCAACAUUCAGCUUCUCUAUGGUAGAGUAUUAGCAGGAUAUCAAGGUUGAAGACUAGCAAAUGCUAGAUGGAAAGAAGACAUGAGUACAAAGUUUGAUUUGUAUCAGCCUAUCAGGCAUAAUUGAUAUCCAUAUGUAUUCAUGACAGUUACAUAGUUGUUUGUUGCCCACAUUGCUAUUUGUUUACUCUCCAGGUUAAGUUGCCGCAUUUCAUGCUCAAAUCUUAAUCAUUAAGAGAUUUACCAUUUACAAUUGAUUCCAAUGAAGUUUUAUAUUCACCGUA
Molecule: messenger RNA, 2021 nt
Organism: Amaranthus tricolor (Joseph's coat)
Lineage: Eukaryota; Viridiplantae; Streptophyta; Magnoliopsida; Caryophyllales; Amaranthaceae
Product: serine hydroxymethyltransferase 2, mitochondrial
Exons: 15
Coding region: 156-1700 (514 amino acids)
Biological process (GO): folic acid metabolic process; tetrahydrofolate interconversion; L-serine catabolic process
Cellular component (GO): cytoplasm
Molecular function (GO): cobalt ion binding; zinc ion binding; glycine hydroxymethyltransferase activity
Source: RefSeq, a predicted model, not a curated record